UAUACCUUACAGUURAAAGUGAAAACUUUGCAGCUCAGUCUUGGGAUUUCGUAGACCCGAAAUAUGUAGUUAUCCGGGUACAGGCACGAGAGAGCAAGAGAAAAGCCGUUCAAGCCAUGGAUCGCCUAAUGAAGAUAAUGUUCUUGGUACUGAUAGCUGCUAAGCAUAACCUUGGGGAAGAAAGUGACGUCUUCGAAGUGCGGAUUUUCACAAAUGAAAUUCACAAUAAAAGUGCAGAUGCUUCUAUUCUGGUCAAGAUAUAUGGUAGCCUCGGAGAAACUGUGAGUUCUGCCAUUCCAUCCACCUCUAGUUGGCCUGAACCUACAUCUCAUUUUGGGGAAAUUGGACUAGAUGUAUAUAACGUGACAGUCACACCAGCCAUUGGCUCCCCUACCAAGAUACUUGUCACCCAACGAGAUMUCCUCAAGCAAACGAGCUGGAAUUUGAACAAGGUGUUAAUCAUCGACUCGAAGGCAGUUUAUUACGAGUUUCUGGUUAACCAAUGGCUGAAUUCUUCAAGCACUCCAACAGUCGAGGUUUCACAGGAAGCGAUUCUCUCUCGCACGUAUGGAGGCCCUAAUUCCGUUCAGUCAAGAGGUUGUAUUGGUAAUGGAUCCAAAGUCUGGUACCGACAUAUUCUUAGCAACGUAUACAAGCCUGCCAUAGUAACAAGUUUCUACGCCAGCAAUGCUACUCUAAUAACAUCCAGCGGUAAUAUCGUCACAGUCCCUCGUGARCAACAUUACGACGGUAGUUCCAGUCCUCUAGUUGUUAAUGAUGAUUGGYUGGAAUUAACAAUGGCAUUAGAUAAUGAUUUUAUUGCGGCAUUCAAUCGAUCAAGAGAGUUCUAUUUUGGAACAUCUACAUAUGUUUCCAGCGAGUCUUUGACAACGUUGAUGUCAAACCAGAAGUAUACUUGGCAGCACUUCAUGUUUAACAUCCACUAUACCGACAGCAAACACGAGAACCAUGUUAGAGGUGGAAACAUCAGAAAAGUAAAUCAGAUGUCCACUUCUUUUUGUAGUCAUCUGGACAUUGACGAUCAAGACUAUCCUCAAACUGCCCUCUUUACCUGUCAAGACUCAGAUCAGAAAAUUGAAGGUCACGUGAUUACCAAUCUAGCCACCCGCGAUGUAAGGCACUGCGGUAUGGUUUGUUCCAGACAUGCGCAGUGCGUUUCGUUCAAUUAUUGUGACUCAUCAAAUAUGUCGUGCAAUUCCUUUCCGUCAAACUGUGAGCUGAACAGUUCUAAGUAUGGGCAGAAAAGCAAAAGAGGAGAAAGUUUUAAAUUCUGUGUUCUUCUUAGAAAAUUUUAGCUAGUGGUUCUCAUCUUUGAGUAAUAUAAUAACUAUGAUAACAUGAUGACCAUGAUACGAUAACACCUACAGUCGACUCUCCCGUAAGCGACCACCCCGGGGCCAGGAGAAAGUGGUCGCUUACAGGAGAUGGUCGCUUACUAGAAAGUUAACACAGGAAGCCCAAACAAUGGGAAUCCCAAAACAGGAAGCCUAACCCAUUUAUAAUUUGUACCUCACGUGUUUAUAAAACUAACGAUUUAACUGUUUGAAUUAACGAUUAAACUAUUUUAAUCA
This is a messenger RNA of Actinia tenebrosa (Australian red waratah sea anemone), 1592 nucleotides long. RefSeq lists its product as uncharacterized. Lineage: Eukaryota; Metazoa; Cnidaria; Anthozoa; Actiniaria; Actiniidae. The record is from RefSeq and is a predicted model, not a curated record.